CAAAGAUACAGUUUCACUCCAAUUAGAAGUCCCUGCAGUCACAAAAAAGCUUCGCUCGGUUAGGUACAUCAAUUCGAUCAAGUGCUCUCCUUCUUGAUAGCGGUACGGUGGUUCUACCGUGAUCUCGGCUAUAUACUUUUUGGCAGAGCCGUCUCGCCGUCCAUUCCUCUUCUACACCGCUCGCCGCCAUUCCGGAUUCCUCAAGCACAGGUGAAUUACGGUAUACGAUUUGAUUAUGAAUAUUUUCCAGUUACAAAGCUUUGUAAUAAGGACUGAGAGAGCAUUGUAUUUGCUACUCUACUGGUUUCAAAUGAGUUUUCGAAGCCAGGCUUAGUGUGGCAAAAGUGUUGGGAGUUUUUCUCUGAUGACAUACUAUACAAUAUUCGCAAGAAUACGGGUAAUCCAGAUUUUGAACUGGAUAAAGAGAAAAUUGAAAAGUACUGUUUGUUGGAGAUUCAGAAGCUCUUGCAGUCGAGAGGUAGAUCACUACGUGAUUUUGCCGGCAUACCCUUGCUACCUGAUGAUGAAAUGCCCUCGCUUGAAGAAGUUCUCAUUCAUGAAGAGCUGCGGUAUAAUAAAUCGUAUCUGAUUGAGGAGCAUGCAAAGUUGUUGGCCGAGAUGACAGAUGAACAACGUGUUGUGUAUGAUAGGAUAAUGGAAUCUGUAGAUAGUAGAAACGGGAAAUUCUACUUUUUCAAUGGCCACGGAGGAACUGGGAAAACAUAUCUAUGGAGGACUUUGUCUGCGGUUGUGAGAUCUCGCGGUGAUAUAGUUCUUAACGUGGCUUCAAGUGGUAUAGCAUCGCUUCUCUUGCCUGGAGGAAGAACCGCACAUUCGAGGUUUGCGAUUCCACUUAGUGUUGUAGAAGACUCCACGUGCAACAUAAAACAUGGUAGUCCGUUGGCCAAGCUGAUAGAGUUAUCUAAGUUAAUUAUAUGGGAUGAAGCACCUAUGACGCACCGACACUGUUUUGAAGCUCUUGAUCGGAGUAUGAGAGACGUGCUUCGUUACUCCAGCCACUGUGACACUACCUUGCCUUUUGGUGGGAAGACGAUUGUAUUUGGUGGUGAUUUUAGGCAAAUUCUUCCUGUGAUACCAAAAGGCACGAGACAAGAUAUUGUGCACGCCGCACUGAACAGUUCAUUCUUGUGGUCACAUUGUACUGUAGUGAGGCUUACUAAAAACAUGAGGCUAGCAAGGAUGCUCGGCCAGCCGGAUGGACCAACUAUCCAAUCUUUUGCAGAGUGGAUUUUGAAGAUUGGUGACGGAGCUUUUGCUGAAAAUCAAGACGGAGAAUCACUAAUUGAAAUACCAGACGAUAUGAUUGCUCCAAUGACGUCUGAUCCUGUUGAAUCCAUAGUUCAAGCUAUUUAUCCAGAUUUCUUAACCCAGGGUGAUCCGAUUAAUUAUCUUUAUUCCAGGGCUAUUCUUGCUCCAACCAUAGAUGAGGUUGAUAAGGUCAACGUUUACAUGUUGAGCCAGAUAGAUUCAGAGUUAAAGACAUACCUAAGCUCAGAUUCAGUUUCUUCAUCCGACUCGGAUAGUAAUGAUCUCUUGCAUGAGAUACAUUCUCCUGAAUUUCUUAAUAGCAUCAAAUGUUCUGGCUUGCCGAGUCAUGAGCUCAAGCUGAAAGUUGGAGUUCCUGUGAUGCUUAUGAGGAAUAUCGAUCAUUCAUCUGGAUUGUGCAACGGCACACGACUUCUGGUCACUAAACUUGGAACUCAUAUUAUUGAGGCUCAGAUGAUGCACGGAGAAAAUGCCGGCGAAAAAUUUCUUAUUCCCCGCCUUACUUUGACACCAUCGGACAUUAGUCUCCCGUUCACUUUUCAGCGUAGGCAAUUUCCGUUAAUGGUUAGCUAUGCAAUGACCAUCAACAAGAGCCAGGGACAGUCAUUGGAAAAGGUUGGCAUCUUCCUCCGUCGUCCUAUUUUUACGCAUGGACAGUUGUACGUGGCUGUCUCGAGAGUAACAAGUCCGUCUGGGUUAAAGUUUGUUAUAUGUGACGAAGAAGGGAAACCAAAGAAGUCAGCGUUGAAUGUAGUAUACAAAGAAGUUUAUACUAAUUUGUAGUUCCCUUGCUUUACAUGCAUACAUCC
Messenger RNA from Cuscuta europaea, 2096 nucleotides. The record is from the annotation of a GenBank genome assembly. Lineage: Eukaryota; Viridiplantae; Streptophyta; Magnoliopsida; Solanales; Convolvulaceae.